AUGGUCUCUGUAUCAGCAUUCCUCAACAAAUAUGCCUACCACGAGUCCGGCCUCGCCUCGCUGUGGAUCACCGGCCGUGACGCCUGGCUCGUCAUCUUCGCUCGUUGCUGCCGCAUGUUUGCCUACGGCGCCAGCUCGCUGAUCCUCGCUCUCUUCUUCAACGAGCUGCACGUUUCCGACUCGCGCAUCGGCUUGUUCUUGACCCUCACCCUCGUUGGCGAUGUCGUCCUCUCCUUGGCCAUCGCCCUCGUCGCUGACCGCAUCGGCCGCCGUCGCACUCUGCAGUUCGGCGCCCUGCUCAUGAUCCUGUCCGGCGUCACCUUCUCCCUCAGCAACAACUACUGGGUCCUCCUGCCAGCUGCUGUCGUUGGCGUUCUCAGCGCCACUGGUGGCGACACGGGGCCCUUCCGGGCCAUCGAGGAGUCAACCCUGUCCGAGCUGACCACCCCCGCCACCCGCUCCGAUGUCCUGUCGUGGUACAUCACCACCGCCGCCGUCGGGUCCGCGUGUGGGGUUGCCGCUGCGGGGAGAAUGAUCGAGUCGCUCAAGGACAGGGACGGCUGGACUCUGUUGGAAGCCUAUCACGCUUGUUUCGGUCUGUACGCGCUAAUGGGCGCCAUUGCAUCCCUCGCCGCCUUUUCGCUCUCCAAAAAGUGCGAGUUGAAGCCUACUGCCAUCACCAAGGAGCACGAGACCGGUGAGGCCGCCGAGGGGCUACUGAAUAAUAACCAAGAGCUCAGCCCUGUCGACGAUACUCACCAGGCCCUGGACGGUGUGGGGGAGGAGCCCAAGCCUCCGCCCAGCACCAGCAAGAUCGCCCGGAUAUCCAAGGACACGCGAUCAAUCAUGUACGCCCUGUGGUUUCUGCUCAUGGUCGACUCGUUGGCAGAUGGCAUGGUCAGCAUGUCCCUGACCACAUACUACGUGGACGAAAAGUUUCACCCGCCAAAGUCCACCCUUGGCGACGUCAUCUCAGCCAGCUACUUCUUCGCCGCGCUAUCAACCGUCUUCGCAGGGCCGCUGGCACGCCACAUUGGCCUGGUCAACACCAUGGUCUUCACGCACAUCCCCUCCUCGAUGGCCGUGCUGCUCUUCCCCGCCGCCCAGAGCCGCUGGCUAACUUUUGUGCUGCUGAUCCUGCGCGUCGGGCUCAACAACAUGGACCAAGCGCCGCGCGCCGCUUUGAUCGCCGCCGUCGUCAGGCCCGAGGAGCGCACUGCUGUUAUGGGCAUCACCAGCACCCUAAGGACCCUCGCCAACGUCACCGGUCCUAGCUUUACCGGCCUGCUCGCCGACAGCGGCCGCUUCUGGAUCGCUUUCGUCGUCGGCGGGGCCCUGCGCCUCUUCUACGAUGUCGGCCUUUUCGUGGCCUUCAUCAAUAUCCAGCUGUACAAGCACGAGCCCGGCCAGCAGGCGUCACCCGGGGACUCGAUCGGCAGGCUAUCAGAGGAUGCUUUUGAGGUUAGAUUGGAUGCCGAUGAUGACGGCGUCGAGGCGAGGUUGUCUUUCUCGAGCGACGAGGGGGCCGAUGCACAUCGGACGAGUGGGGAGAGAGAACGGGAUCGGGAGACGGUCUAG
Messenger RNA from Diaporthe citri, 1578 nucleotides. RefSeq lists its product as uncharacterized. NCBI's taxonomy places the organism in Eukaryota, Fungi, Ascomycota, Sordariomycetes, Diaporthales, Diaporthaceae. Bases 1 to 1578 code for a protein of 525 amino acids. Gene Ontology annotation, biological process: transmembrane transport. Gene Ontology annotation, cellular component: fungal-type vacuole membrane. The record is from RefSeq and is a predicted model, not a curated record. The transcript has a single exon. Gene Ontology annotation, molecular function: transmembrane transporter activity.